Messenger RNA from Nematolebias whitei (Rio pearlfish), 3752 nucleotides. It is a transcript of the gene rabgap1l, whose product is annotated as RAB GTPase activating protein 1-like. The transcript has 26 exons. The record is from RefSeq and is a predicted model, not a curated record. The coding region runs from base 147 to 3260 and encodes 1037 amino acids. NCBI's taxonomy places the organism in Eukaryota, Metazoa, Chordata, Actinopteri, Cyprinodontiformes, Rivulidae.
ACACACGAUCUUUGUUGAACUUCAUAUGACAAGCAACUCCAUAACGCUCCUAAAAAGCUGCCUUCCUGCACAGGUGGGCAGACAGGUGGAACGGGGACAAGUCUAAACCUGGUCUACUUUACUGACCCUGAGUUAACCUGCUAGCCAUGGAUGACCGCUCCUUACUGGGCAAAGUCAGCAGCUCUACAGAGUCUGUGGCCACCGUCACCAGUGAGGAGUUUGUUCUGGUCCAGUCCGGCUCUGCUGGGUCACCACAGGGCUCCGAGAGCAGACCGAGACUCAAGAUGUCUUCAAAUGGAAGUGAUCAGUUGGAAAAAGCCAUGGAGGAGGUGCUGGAUGAUGAUGAUGAUGAUGAAGAGGAGGAGGAGAAGCUAGAAAAAAGCUGCGUGGAAAAGAUGGAGAAGCAAGGGGAUGUAGAGCGCCAAGUCCCAGAGACCCAUCGUGAAGAAGUAUGUCCUGCACCACCCAGUCCCACUGCCAUAGAGGAGGACAGCGUCCAGUUCAACAAGCUUUCAUACCUGGGCUGCACUUGGGUCAAAGCCCCUCGCAAUGAGGCAGAAGCGCAGAGAGCAAUGGCCACCCUGCGAGCUGAGAGUGCCAUCCCCAUUCCCAUCACCCUGCAUGUCCCGUGUGGUCCAGAUGGCUCUGUCAGAAUUGUGGACCAGGCCUCAGGAACAGAGAUCGCCUCCUUCCCCCUCUACAAGGUGUUGUUCUGUGCUCGAGGACGAGACGGCUCCGUAGAAAGUGACUGUUUCUCUUUCACGGAGAGUUACCGAAGUUCUGAGGACUUCCAGAUCCACGUUUUCUCCUGCCACAUCAAGGAAGCUGUCAGCCGGAUCCUGUACAGUUUCUCUACAGCCUUCCGGCGUUCUGCACGGCCGGCCGACAUCAGAGAUGCAACGCUCUCCGGUCCAGCUGAUGGUGAUCUCUACACCUUCACUGUCUCACUGGAGAUUAGGGAAGAUGAUGGCAAAGGCAACUACAACCCCGUGCCAAAGGACAGAGAAAAGUUCUACUUCAAGCUGCGACAUGGCGUCCAGAAGAAGGUGGUGGUUUCCGUUCAACAAAUGUGCAACAAGGAGCUCGGGAUCGAGAGGUGUUUUGGGAUGCUUCUGAGUCCUGGACAGAAAGUCUGCAACAGUGACAUGCAUCUUCUUGACAUGGAAUCGAUGGGAAAGAGCUCAGAUGGAAAGGCUUAUGUCAUCACAGGAACGUGGAAUCCCAACAUGGGGGUUUUCCAGCCGCUAAACGAAGACACACCUAAAGAUAAGCAGGUCUACAUGACCGUGGCAGUGGACCUCGUAGUGACAGAAGUGGUGGAGCCUGUUCGCUUCCUGUUGGAAAGUCUCGCCAGGGUCUACCCAUCGAAUGAACGCUUCUGGUACUUCAGCCGAAAGACCUUCAGUGAGACUUUCUACCUCAAACUCAGACAGCAGAGCCCAGACCGUGUGGGUCAGAGCGAUGCUGUGUAUGAGGUGGUGAGUCUGCAGAGAGAGGCAGACAGAAAUAACAAAGGAAGCGAACAAGUCGUGUCACCCAAUGAAGAAGAGGAGGUUGAUGAAGAUAGUGACAGUGAAAUCUCCAGUGGGACUGGAGACGUUUCUAAAGAUUGUCCUGAGAAAAUUCUGGAGUCAUGGGGAGGGAUGCUCAACAGAUGGCAUGGAAACCUGUCCACUCGUCCAAAGGGUUUACCCUCAUUGGUUCGCAGUGGCAUUCCUGAACCACUCAGAGCCGAAGUCUGGCAGCUGCUGGCCGGUUGCCACGACAACCAUGACCUGCUUGAACAGUACCGCAUCCUCAUCACCAAGGACUCGCCACAGGAAAGUGUCAUCACUCGUGACAUCCACCGCACUUUUCCAGCACAUGACUACUUCAAGGACUCUGAUGGAGAUGGACAGGACUCUCUGUACAAGAUCUGCAAGGCCUACUCUGUCUACGAUGAAGAAAUUGGUUACUGUCAGGGUCAGUCGUUUCUUGCUGCAGUUCUUCUUCUACAUAUGCCCGAGGAGCAGGCCUUCUGUGUGUUGGUGAAAAUCAUGUAUGAUUAUGGCCUCCGAGCUCUCUACAGGAACAACUUUGAAGAUCUUCACUCUAAGUUCUACCAGCUGGAGAGGCUAAUGCAGGAGCAGCUUCCAGAUCUUUGGGCCCACUUCCAGGAGCUCAACCUGGAGGCACACAUGUAUGCCUCUCAGUGGUUCCUCACCCUCUUCACGGCCAAGUUCCCCCUCUGCAUGGUUUUCCACAUCACUGACUUGCUGCUCUGCGAGGGAAUGAACAUAAUCUUCAAUGUGGCCCUGGCCCUGCUCAAGACAUCCAAAGAAGACCUCUUGCAGGCAGACUUUGAGGGGGCUCUCAAGUUCUUCAGAGUCCAGCUUCCUAAGCGCUACAGAGCAGCAGAAAAUGCACGAAGACUUAUGGAGCAGGCCUGCAACAUUAAGGUUCCAACCAAGAAGCUGAAGAAGUUUGAGAAGGAAUAUCUGACACUGAGAGAGAGCCAGCUGCAACAAGAAGACCCCAUCGACCGAUACCAGAGGGAGAACCGCCGUCUUCAGGAGGCCAGCAUGAGACUGGAGCAGGAGAACGACGACUUGGCACAUGAACUGGUCACCAGUAAGAUAGCCCUCCGCAAUGACCUGGACCAGGCUGAAGACAAGGCAGAUGUCCUGAACAAAGAGCUGCUGAGCACCAAGCAACGCCUGGUGGAGACAGAGGAGGAGAAGAGACGGCACGAGGAGGAGACCGCUCAGCUGAAGGAGGUGUUCAGGAGGGAGCUGGAAAAAGCCGAGAUCGAGAUCAAGAAAACCACCGCAAUCAUAGCUGAAUACAAACAGAUCUGCUCCCAGCUGAGCACCAGGCUGGAAAAACAGCAGGCGGCAACAAAAGAAGAGCUGGACAUCGUCAGGAAUAAAGUUAUGGGGUGCGAGCGAUGUAAGGACUUGUUCGGCACCCUGGGGUCCCUACAGGCUUCCUCCCCCAGCAGUGACAGGACGUCCAACGAACCGCUGGACGAGGAGAAGGACGGACUGACGGAGCAGCUGAGACAGCUGGAACUGGAGCUCGCACAGACCAAACUCCAGCUGGUGGAGGCAAAGUGUCGAAUCCAGGAGCUCGAGCAUCAGCGGGGAGUCCUGAUGACUGAAAUCCAAGCCGCCAAGAACUCUUGGUUCAGCAAGACGCUGGGGUCUCUGAAGAAUUCAGCCUCCUCUUCCUCCAGCUCCUCGUCCCAUCCGCCGCCCUCUCCAAAGGACGGGCCUGCCUAGCAGAACCUCCCUCCCCCUUUUACCCCAGCAGGAUACGCACUAGUGCUGAACAACACAAGGCGAUGCAGCUAGCAGAGAAUAAAUGCAGUAUUCCUUUUCCAGGAAGUGGGAAAAUGAGACGGGAUACUGGAGCAGCCACCGUACUCCAGACUGGAACGUGUCCGUUGACGUGCUCUGCUUCACAGGUGAGCAGACAUUCUGCUCAGGUCUGAUGGUUUGAACUCCACUAGUCCUUCAGCCUCAACAUAAUUAGGAAAUCUGUUUUACUAGCUCCACCUUGUGGCCACUUGUUGCAAUUGCAGUGAGAAAAUCAUGUUUCCGGUCUAACAGCACAGAAAUGUCCCGGCACUCUGAGAAAGGAAUACUGCGUCCUGUAGUAAACGAAAGCAUCACAAAAGUUGCAGUUCUUUAUAGUAAUAUAACGUAAACAAUGUUGUUAUAUAAAUAUGUAUAACUAAUAAUUUUUUUUAAUUAUUUUGUACAGUUCUUUAA